AUGCUUUCCUUUCAUUUCUGGGAGUCCCAGGGUCGACCUACAGAUGCUGCUCCUUCCGUGGCCGGUGGCAUUCAGACUUGUAGCUGCCGACGGUGCCAGGCAAACAACCGGACAGAACAGCUCAGCUACGGGAAGCUGGCCACGGUCUCGGCCAGAGCAGCAGCCCCCUGGCCACAGACCACCUCUGCCACCUCAUCCAGGAGCCUUCCUUCCUCCCUCAGCCUUGCCUGGGCCCCGCCACAGAGGCUGAAGAACUGGGAGGUGGUGGCAACAGCGGCAGUGGUGCCUACAGCCUUGGGGCCAGUCCAGGCACGUGGGACCCUGCUUCGGGCUACUCCGCAGCCCCUUCAGGGCCAGAGAGGGACCCAGGACAGCUCCAGUGCUCACCACUGUCUCUUCCUGUUGCUAAAACCUAGGCGAGGGCUCAGAAUGCAAGGCGCCCCUCCUGAGCUGAAUCUGCAGGCCAGACCGAAGGAGGUGGGGGACAGGGUGAGCGGAGCUCAAGACCGCCAGGAGCUAAAGCAGCAGCUGCGGCCACUUCCCAAGCCAUCAGCCUCCUCCCAGCGAGAAGCCAAAUAUGUGGAGAUGUGCGCUUCAGCUGCAGUCCAGAGGGACAGUCCCCGGAGCAUGAGACUUACUCUGGAGCAGCGCCCGGGGGGUCAGAGGGGCUCUCGGAGCCCCAAGGAGAAAGCCCAGGAAGAAUCCAGCGGUCAAGAGUGCGAGGCUCCAACCCUCCUGAAGAAUCCUGCCUCCCCAGACCUCUCCAGAUCUCCGCUCUCCCGCACUGAGGAGGGCAGAAACCUAUCCUCUUCCUCCUCCUCCUCCCUGGUGGACAAAGCAGAAGAAGGUAGCCUUUCCAAGAUGGAUGAUACCACCACAUCCACAGGGGCUCUGGCCACCUCGUCCUCAUCGUUAGGCUUUGAGAGUGACAGUGGUGAGAACGCAGUGAGCUGCCAGUCCAAGGGAGGAGAAGAAGGGAAAAAAGCAGGAGGAGGAGGAGGGGGAAGGAGAGGAGAAGGGAGAUGUAGGGGAGGAGAAGGAGAUGGAACAGAGUGCAGAGACAUUAUUGCCAAGUCUCAGGGCAGCAGGGACCCCCCAGAAAAUCAGGAGGCUCACUACAUCACCACCCACGAGAUCCAGCUGAGCGAGGUAGAGCAGGACAUGGAUUUCGACGUGGGCCUGGCCUCCCGCUGGGAUUUCGAGGACAACAACGUGAUCUACUCAUUCGUGGACUAUGCUUCCUUUGGUGGCAGCGACGAGACCCCAGAGGACGUCACCACCCUGACCGAAGAGGACGAUGACAACAGCUGCUACCUCAGCACCACUCCCAGCACCAACGCCACCCGGACACCCAGCCCCACCAGCAGUGACCCCGCCCGCCCCAGCGCAGGCAGCAGCGGUGGCGACACCAGCAGCACGGAAGUGGGCAGCGGCCCCUCGGACAGUGACCCCACUCCCCCGCCCACGGGGCCUGGCACUGCCACCCCGCGUCAGCCCUUGCCGGAGCCCCCGGAGGCGGCUUCAGGGGCAGCAGCCGCCGCAAGCAGCUGUGGGGGUGCAGCAAGCCAGAUCCUCCUAUCAAUCAAACCGACUUCCCAGGCUAUAAAUGAGCCUAGCAACGUGUGUGCAAAGCAAAACAUUAUUUAUGCUGCCAAGCAUGAAGGCGACAUGAGCCUCCGCGUCUCUACAGCUGCUGAACACAAUUCAAGUUCACUGAAGCAACACCCGGCUGCAGCCGUGGCUCAGGACCAUGCAAAGAAAUACAUCGCCGUCCCUGCUCGCCUGCAAACCCGGUGCGGGGCCAUCCGGGCGAAGGAGCUGGUGGACUACUCUAGCGGAGCUUCCAGUGCCGUGAGCGAGCUGGACGAUGCCGACAAAGAGGUGCGUAACCUGACCUCCCGGGCCUUCCGGAGCCUCGCUUACCCCUACUUUGAGGCUCUGAACAUCAGCUCCCGGGAGUCGUCCGCGCUCUCCGAAGUCGGCUUUGGGCGUUGGUCAACCUUCCUGGACUUAAAAUGUGGAGGUGUUGGAGCCAGGGUGGAACAGAGCCUCCUCAGGAGCAGCGCAGCCUCUGUGGCUGCAGGUCUGAGGAAGGGCAGCGGGGCCAGGACGACCGCAGACCAGCUCUACAUCCAGUCCAAGAAGUCCCAGACCAAGGCCUUGGAGUUCGUAGUCAGCAAAGUAGAGGGGGAGAUCAAACACGUGGAGACACCCCUGUGUUUCCAGAAGCAGGUCCAGUCUGGCUCCCGCGUGGUCACCCUUCUCGAGCCUCUGAAUUUACGCAGUGAGAGCAAAGCCAGCUCAGCCACCGGGCCCUGCAGGGCCACCAAAGCCCCCAGCAAAGGCCCCGGGUCAGUGUACACGGAUGACGGCUCAGAGACCUCUGAGGGCAGCAAGCCUGCCUCCCGCGCUGAUGGCCCCCAGAAGAAGUCCAAGUUUGCUUCCAGUCUGCUCAAAAACGUCAUCUCCAAGAAGAUGCAGCGGGAACACGAGUUCAAAAUGGAGAGGGGAGAAGUCAGUGACACGUCCCACCAUAACCUCUCCAGCACCUCCAAGGAGACCAAGGGCCCUUCCCCCGGGAGUGAGAAGCUGCGGGAGAGGGGCCUGCAGAGGCAGAGUUCUCGCCACUCGGAGGCCGGCUCUGAGUACACGGUGGUGAGUGUGUCUGAUGCAGGUGGGGAGGGGUCCAUAGCUGGGUCUAAAUCCCCAAUUUUCAAAGCCAGUGCCCCUAGGGAGAUGUGCCAUGCAGGCUCCGGCCGUAAUUUCGCCGAUGGACACCCAGAAGAAGUGUGUGAAAUUAAGAAGAGUGCAUCAGAGACUGUCAAGGGCAUCUUCCUCCGUAGUCAGAACAGUGCAUUCCGGUCGUGGAAGGAGAAAGAGGCUGAGAAGCGAGAAGAAAAAGCCCCCAUUGGGAAGCUGAAACUCCCCAAAGGGGGCGACUGGAGGGCUGAUCUCGGGGAGAUCUCUGCCAGCAAGUCCACCAUCAUGUCUCGCCUCUUUGUCCCCAACAUCCAGCAGACACCCAAGGACAAGCAGCCGGGGAAGCAGGCCACCAAGUACCCUGCUGCCCAGGCCACCUCCACAGCAGUGAUCAGGCCCAAGGCUCCCGAAAUCAAGAUCCGGCUGGGCAGCGUGCAACAGCCAAGCUCCGACUUCAACAUUGCCAAGUUGCUCACGCCCAAACUGGCCAGUGGCAGCACCUCGAACCUCUUCAAGACCAUUGAGGAUAACAGCAGGGCACAGCAGAAACUCUUCCGCGGGGACAACCUGGAAAAAGUGCCCCAGUUCCAGGUGAGAGACGUCAGGGACAAGUCCAAGGCCCAAGGGCCCCUGCACCAGGUGAGAGAUGUCCGGAAACUAAUCAAAGGGUCAGGGGACAGCAGUGACAAGGGCAGCGUCACCCCAGAGCAGGGGCUGACCGGGCCCAAACCCAGGCAGCUGGCUCCCGCAGCUGGCGGAUCGGGAUCCCUGUCCCCCAUGGUGAUCACGUGCCAGGCCGUGGUGAACCAGAGGGACGACAGCAUGGACCGAGAGCAGAGGGAGACCGUGGGCAAGGGGGCCGGCAGCAGGGUCUUGAAUUCCUCCUCACCGGAAGGGACAGUCUUGGUUCACAGGGCAUCUGGCAGGCUGCCCGUGGCCACCAUCGCCCCCAAUAAGCCUGAGCAGGGCUCGUACCUUCCUGUGCUCAAGAUCGUCUCCAAGGCUCAGAAGACCCCAGAGAAGGUGAAGGAGGAGGAGGUCAAGGAGGAAGGAAAAGGCCCCAAGACAUCCCGCAAUGCCCUGGAGAAGCUGACGGCGGCCGUGAGGUCCAUGGAAGAGCUGUACAGCUUCAACAGGAACGAGUGGAAGCGGAAAAGCGACCCCUUGCCCCUGAUGACCGACAGCCACGUCCUGUCGCUCAUCGCCAGCGAGGAGAGACGAGGGGCCGGGGGUGUCGAGCGGGACCCCGACAAGCUGGCCAAACGGCUGGGCGAGGCGGACGAGCGGGGCUCCGGGAACAAAGGCGGGGUGGUCCUGCGAGGGGGUCACGCAGAGCGGCUGCAGCGGAGAAACUCCAACCCGAGCGCCGAGAGCGUGUCCGCCCGCGCGGCUGCCUUUGAGAGCCUGGCCAGGGAGAGGCCCCGGUCCCUCUAUAUUCCCCCGGUGCACAAGGAUGUGGACAGAACCCAGCCCCUGCAGCCCCUGCCCCCGCUCCCCAGCAACCGGAACGUGUUCACGGUGAGUGCCAGCAGCACCCAGAAGACUGGGGGUGUCGCUGGCAAGUUCCCACAAGGCCCUUCUCCAGGGAGUCCUUCAGCGGCAAAGGGCAUCAAAUCUCAGGGACUCCGGUCUCUCAAGAUCUCUCCGGCCACCCGGGCACCGCUCGAAGAGGUGACCAACAGGAAAAAUGGCAGCCAUUUGGAAAAGAGCAAUAGUGACUGUGAGAAUUAUCUGACCAUCCCCCUUAAAGGAAGCUCUGCAGCUGGGGAGCUUCCAGGCAGGCCUGGGGCUGGGAGGGAGGGGCCCCCAGCCUCCUCAGCCUCCAGUCUCUGCAGCUUGCCCCCCCUGAGUGCCCGCAGUCAGGUCCCCAGUAGCCCCAAGGGCUCUCAGGUCAGUGGAACCAGCCGGCCAGCGUGGCGCACCAAACCAGAUAACCCCCGGGAGCUGGUAGCGGCCCCCGCAGGGCCACAGAGCCCUGAGCAUCCCCCCACCGCCAUCUACCACCAACAGCCACUGCCCUUCACCCUGCAGGGGGCCCAGCCCCAGGUCCUCUGCUUCUCCCCUCCAGGCAUGCCUGCCCCAGCACCUGCAGGCCCAGCUCCAGUCCCCACAGACCCCUUCCAGCAGCCACAGCCUCAGCAGACCCAGCGCAAGAUGCUCCUGGAUGUGACCACCGGCCAGUACUAUCUGGUGGACACACCAGUACAGCCCAUGACCCGGAGACUGUUUGACCCCGAGACAGGGCAGUAUGUGGACGUGCCCAUGACCUCCCAGCAGCAGCCUGUGGCUCCCAUGUCCCUCCCUGUGCCUCCCUUGGCCCUGAGUCCCGGGGCCUAUGGACCCACCUACAUGAUCUACCCCGGGUUUCUGCCCACGGUGCUGCCCGCCAACGCCCUGCAGCCCACGCCAAUUGCUCGCACUCCCGGGGGCGGUGAGCUCUCCCCCAUGGCAGCAGAGCCCCUCAGCAAAGAGGCAGCUGUGUCCUUCACCGAGGCCCCCUACUUCAUGGCCUCCGGUCAGUCCCCUGCCUGCUCUUCCUCCUCUGUCCCGGCAGCCACAUCCCAGCUCGUGGGGGCCAAGGGCUUUGCCCAGCUACACGGCAAGCCUGUCAUCAGCAUCACAUCGCAGCCCCUGGGGCCACGGAUCAUUGCGCCCCCCUCCUUUGACGGCACCACCAUGAGCUUCGUGGUGGAACACAGAUGAUGAGCGGUCCCCAGAAAGCAGAAGGGAGCAGCUGCUGGAGCAAGAUAGAAAAAUGGACUCAUCUUCUUAAAUCUGAAGUUUGCAUUGUAACAGCACUGAGAAUUCAUCUGGAAAACUUCCUCUACAUAUGUUAUCCUUAGUUUUUGCUUCUUAUAAACCAAGUGUGUAAGUUUCUAUAUUUUUCUGAAUAACCCUGUUAAGACAGUUUGUGUUAUUCUAGUUUUACUAAGCUGAUUGAGUGGUUGCAUUUUUCCCGUGUAAAACUAUUUCUUUUUAUACUUUAAUACAGAAUAUAAGCUUUCCCUUCAUCUUUCCCUCCUGCAUUUGUGACUAGGCAAACAAUCUCUUACAUGUUCUCAUAGUUCAGUCAAAACAUACAACAGAAUGGGAUUGGUUCUGUUGUAAAGCAAAUGAGCAAAUCAGUAAUUUGUAUCACAAAUCUCCCUACAGGUUCUUGGAAUAUAUCAGGGCUGACUGGCUGAGUGGUAGCACUUGUUUGGAUUUAAAUAUGAUGGGUCUGCAUUUUGAAUCAUAUGCCAGCCAAGCCUAGUCAUUCUCUUGGUUAUGUUUUACAUGUUCUUUUAUUGGGUUUAGCAUGAUUUCAAAUGUGAUUGUGAAAGACAGUGGUUUUAACUUUUGUGCCUCGUUUUAACUUUCCCAUUGGUACAAUGCCAUGACACUAUGUGUUGCCUUAAAAUAGAAUGGCUUGAAAGACUGGAGAGCCAGUGGUUGCAUUUAAAAUUAAGUUCUUAGUUUCAGAAAUGUGUAAAAUAUCUAUUUUCCUCUAGAAUCCAACCUUUGGUAUGAGUGUAUAGGAUUAUUUUUCUUCUUCUAUGAUUCCCUCCAUAGUUGCACACUUCUGUCUCUCACGGAUUGUUUGGAGCCUGUAGAGUGACCUGUUUGGGGCAGUGGAGUAGAAAGUAAACUCUGAUUCGGUGGCUCUGAUUCUCUCCAGCCUUAGCCAUACCAAUAGCAGUGACCUAGGUUUAUAUCACUUGCUCCUUAUGGUUUUAAGAGGUGUCGAGAAUCCAAAUCACAGAAUCUUUCAUUGACAUUCAAUACUGCCUCAGUUGUAGCCCAGUUCUGAAGGUUAUUUUAGUGAGUGUUUAUGGUGAGUUUUGAAGAGUUGAUUGAACAGAUAAAUGUUUAGCUCGUCGUAAAUAGAGUUAAUAUAUAUUCAACAGCUGUUACAUUGGAAUAUUUUCUUUUUAAAAGAAUAAGUUGAAGAUUCUCCCAGGCUUUUUUUUUU
Hippopotamus amphibius kiboko is the source of this 6652-nucleotide messenger RNA. RefSeq names its product chromosome 3 C4orf54 homolog (gene C3H4orf54). The coding region runs from base 1 to 5403 and encodes 1800 amino acids. Lineage: Eukaryota; Metazoa; Chordata; Mammalia; Artiodactyla; Hippopotamidae. The record is from RefSeq and is a predicted model, not a curated record. The transcript is spliced from 2 exons.